ACCCAAAGCGUCUUUCUUUCCUUCUUCUUCAGUCUUCUCUCAUCACCGUUUCUCUGCAAUUUGAUUUCUUUUGGAGAAAUUUUUCAGUGACAAAAAAGAAGAAGAUUUUUUUAGUUUACUGAAGUACCCUUCUGCUGACGUUGAAACCCAGAUUUAAAUCCUCAUGUAAACUUUUUUUUUUAUAAGGGAAUUUUUUGACAUUUUUUUGCAGGUUUGGAUAUUGUUACCACAUGCAGGGAAACCCUAAAUUAUUUUUUGUUCAUUUUUCUUAUUUUUUUUGCAGCGUAUUUCUCUCUAUUUUUAAAGGUCUAAAACUAUGUAAAGAAAGAUUCUUUCAAGGUGAAGAUUAUGGAUCGAACUCAGACAUCCUACUUUUUCUUUUCGGGCGUGGGAAACUAUAUUCUUGAUCUGAAAUUAGAAUUGAAAGCCAUCUGUAGAUCCACCCCCCUGGGUUUCCUGGGAACUGCUGCCUAAGCAGCUCAGCUAGAAUUGGUCUUAAGGAAAUAGGAUCAUUGUUUCUUUCGCUGGUGGGGACAAUGAUCCUAACAAAGCAGUAUCGUUGUAUACACUCGUCUAGUUGUCAAUGCACAAAGGGUCAUCUAAGUGAAGAUGUGAUCUUCUUAGUGUUUCAACAACUCAACUGGAAUCCGAAGUUGAUUGCGACUCUUUCAUGCGUAUGCAAAUGGUUUGAUGAUCUUGCCAAGAGAGUACUAUGGAAAGAAUUCUGCAAAACAAGGGCCCCAAAGAUGAUGCUUGAUCUGCAAUCUAGUGGAAGUCACAGUGUUGAUGGGAACUGGAGAGCCCUUGGAAAACUGCUUAUCUAUUGUUCAGGUUGUAGCGGUGGUCGCUUGUUCAAUAGUGUUCAGAUCCCUGGUCAUUUUGUUUACAGGACCAGGUUCUCUAGGACCUCAGGGAAGAGCUUCCUUUUACCACAAUGCCGGACUGAUAUUUUAUAUGUGUCUGACCCUUGUGAACAUCUGGACCAAGGGGACGAGGGUGAUGUGGGAUUUUUCCGAGGAGUUUUCAAGUCAUUCUUGGUGUCCAAGGUUCGGAAGAUGUUGAUUGACAGGGCAGCCAAGCUUCAUCCAACAGCAGUGUGCCCUUAUUGUAAGGCAAAGUUGUGGGACAUGCUGCAAGCUAAGAUGAUACCGCAAAGUGCAAGCUGUAGGUUGGGUGCUUAUGAGGAUUGUAUCGAGUAUUACGUGUGCCUUAAUGGUCAUAUGCUUGGCAUCUGCACCCUUUUGCCAUUGUCUGAUUCUGAAGAGGCAUCUGAAUCAGAGUGAUAAUUUGAAUGCAAACCAGUUUGUUUGUCAUCUCAUGUGUGGAUUGAUCUCCUGGUGGAUCAGAUAUAGAUGGUGUGGAGACAAGAUGGACAGCACUAACCUUGGUUCUCUGAACCUGAAAUCAACCAUCAUAACUCGGGCUCCUCUCUCUGGUGUUUUGCUGCUUUGUCUAAAGCCCUCACCAAGUGUUCUCUAGAAGGGUUAGAAGCUAUUGCUAACCAUUUGCUUUUUUUAAUUAUACAUUGUUCUAAUGAUGGUCAGUGUGAAACGUGUAAUAUCCCGUACUUUGUACAUUUAUGUAUGGGUCAUAUAUGUUUGAAUAGAUGAUUGGCUUCUCCAAUAUUUCAUGAAGUUGUUGUUUAGAUCA
Messenger RNA from Gossypium raimondii (Peruvian cotton), 1650 nucleotides. RefSeq names its product EID1-like F-box protein 2. Gene Ontology annotation, molecular function: protein binding. The transcript is spliced from 4 exons. The coding region runs from base 537 to 1283 and encodes 248 amino acids. The record is from RefSeq and is a predicted model, not a curated record. Lineage: Eukaryota; Viridiplantae; Streptophyta; Magnoliopsida; Malvales; Malvaceae.